Cadophora gregata is the source of this 3455-nucleotide messenger RNA. RefSeq lists its product as uncharacterized. The transcript is spliced from 3 exons. The record is from RefSeq and is a predicted model, not a curated record. Gene Ontology annotation, molecular function: acyltransferase activity, transferring groups other than amino-acyl groups. The coding region runs from base 79 to 777 and encodes 232 amino acids. NCBI's taxonomy places the organism in Eukaryota, Fungi, Ascomycota, Leotiomycetes, Helotiales, Ploettnerulaceae.
UGACAGGUCUAGAUCUGAACAUUUCUUUCAUCUUCUAAAGUUGAGAAUAUAUUGCGGAGAAGUCUUAUUCGGGUAGUCAUGAUCCUGAUCCCGAAGUACUAUAAAGUGCUGCUGCAUCCAGUAAAAAAAGCUCACCAGCUGCCAAGUCUCUGGUCGACAACCUCAAAAAGUCAUAUAUCCGUGUGGAACGCAAACAACUCCUCAACAGUUCGUAGACGACUCGUAACUAUGCCUCAAUCCACUUCGCCUGUAAGACGCGAAUUCAAGAUCCGUGCCGCCAAGCCCAAAGAUGUUGAAGCAAUCGCAGCUCUGGGAUCACGAGUAUUCUCCAACAGCUUUGGUUAUUCACUAUCACCCGUCGACCUCGAAGCAUAUCUUCAAUCGGCAUACAGUCAUACAGCUAUUAAAUCCGAUCUCUCAAAUUCCAACAUGGAUACCAUCGUGGCGACGGACUCCAACGAUCACGUUGUAGGCUUCUCCCAGCUGACUCGAGGUACAACGGAACCAUGUCUAGCAGGAGUUGAAAAGACAGUAGAACUGCAAAGGUUAUACGUCUCAGAGGAUUGUCAUGGUGCUGGAGUUGGGAGAAAACUCGUUGAUAGGGUUGAGGGGAUGGCGAGGGAGCAGGGCUUUGUUACUAUGUGGUUGGGAGUCUGGGAGGAGAAUUUCAAGGCACAGAAAGUUUAUCUGAAGCUUGGAUACGUGAAGGUUGGAAGUCAUGAUUUUAAAAUGGGGGAUUGCAUUCAGACGGACUGGAUCAUGAGCAAGAAGCUUUGAGAUGGAGUAAUUGCUUCCUUGGAGUUAUAUUGUUUGACGUUGGAGGAUCUAGAUCGCAUUGUUAGAUUUGGGGAAUAUUCGGUAGGGACACUGAGAGCGGCGUGAGCAAUAGAAUUGUGAUAGACUCUGUUCGAAUCAAAAGCACCACGAGUGCAUGCAGACUUAGACUUAGACUUUCAGAGGCUCUCGUCAAUAUCUUCCCCUUCUAGGAGUUUACAGCAGCGCCGAUUUAUGCAAGUGACACGUCGAAAAGCCUCGACGUUUCACAAGCACAGCAACGAAGAGUUAGACCAUAAAUAUCUUCCACUGCUUCAGUAGGUUAAUUGUUUCAACCAAAAGACUAUCCUUGAUCUGAGCGUUUCGUGAUGAGCAAUCAGGUUGUUUAAUGCCUGAGAAACUGGGUGACGUUUACUCUGAGCAUGGAAUAACUUGUCGCGACAUACAUAUGCAAGGCACAUACCAUAGGACCGGAUGGAUGCAUCGAAGUUCUUCGCUGUCAUGGGCUCUUGCAGUAGCAUAUGAUGAUGUUGUGCAGACGAUGGGAGAAAGCGGUGCCAUUCUCAUACAGCUGGAGUGGGCAACGACGACCUUGUUGAUAUUGCGAUCGGGCGAUUCCGACGUGCCAGACCAGCCUCCGCCUGAAUGUGGCUUGAAUGGCGAGGAAAAGCAAACUAUUUGAAACUCGAUACCAAUCAGCCAACAAAAUAUCCUGAUAUGCAUGUCAAUGAUGAUUCGUCUACGAGACGGGAUAAAUCCUGGAGCUGACCCGGCAAGAGGGGGAAGUUUACGGCCGCCACCACCAACUGUAGGUUGCCGCCGCCCUCCCUGAACAUACCAUGCAUCAGACCGGCGAUACCUGAUUUUGAUCUACAGGGCUGGAACACGAUGAUCUUAAAUUGUAUGCAACUGCUAUCCAACUCGCAUGGAAAAGUUGAUAAGGAUUUAGGAAGAUCCUACGACAACUUAUCUCAGAUUAUGCGAUAGUCCUUUUUGGGAAAACACCAAUCUGAUUGGUUGUUCGUCGGCUGUCUAGUCCCAUUUCUUUAUGACUACUAUUAAGAUCACUUGGAUCGACUUCAUCUGGUUCAGCUCCAUCGACGGAAGCCAAUCCAGCAGUAACAGCUGUCGUGAGUCGUGACACAGUCCCGACUUCACCCCGCCUUUGCGACACUUGUCACGAUGCUCAAUGCCGUUGACUUCAGGACGGCUUCGCACGAAUGCUUGUAAGCUUCUCCCAAGCGGCCUUCUUACAUAUCGCAGAGCUACACAUAGGCAGCACCCAGAUCUGCACCUGGAAGGAGGUCGUUAAACCAAGUGGCAGGCGACUAUUUUCUUUUCCACACACUGGUGUGCGAACCUGCAUGCAUAUCUCACUUGAUCCCUAUGGCCGGGAAACAUCGAGAGUGCAAAGGCAAGCUUCAUGCAGCGCCGGAUGCCGCACUUGGAGUGUUCUAGCUGUCCGCCGACAACCUUCACACAAGUGCACUUCGUGAUGGUUGUAGUCGCCACGCGGUUGAUUGGACAUGCGACAUAACCUGGCGGCGCAAAGAGCCAAGCAAAGCUUGAGCGCGCUGUCAAGGACGGGAAAGAGACACAGGCCAUGGACGUGACCCACCGAAGAUACCGAUAUGAAAACUUGUCGAGACACGAGGGAUCUGAGAAACCGCCAGCUCUGUUGAUCGCGCAGUGGCCAACAACUUCGUCCGCACGCACCCCUUGUCGUGACGCUGUCUUUCCUUCAUUUUGGCGCAUUCCAAACAUUCUCGCUCUUGGUAGUGCCCGAGUCUAGAGCCGGCUAGACGAUGCUGAUACUUCUCUAGCUCGUCGUUCCAUGUGCGGUAGGGUUCAGUAGCAGAUUGCCGACUGGUGGGAAACUUCACGGCUCACUCCACCCCCCCUCUUCGAUCAUGCCGGCGUUGUCCGUUGGCCGGACCUUUGGUAGCUGUCUUCAAGCUAUCCUGGUCGUCCAUCCUUGCACCAGUGGCACUUGAGAGAUAUGACAUUUUUAUAUAAUAGUCCACUUCUCCCUCCACGAUGAAAUAUCAAGCAGGCCUCCACAGUCAAUAUUCGGCACUGAUCUGAUAUAGAGCCGGCUAUCAUUCCAUUUCUCCCUCAUCAAUUCGUGGUCGCCCAUAGGAAAAGAAGUAAUUGUACUUCAAGAUGGCUAUCUUCACGACGAAGAAGGAGCCUGAUGUCGAGGCCGGAGAGAAGACUAUCGAUAGCCUCGACUAUGUCCCCGACGACGGGGCCAUUGCAGCGGAGACAUUUGUUGUUGGAGAUUCUUGGUAUGCGAAGACCCAAAGAUUCGCUGGGAAGAUGGGUGUUGAGCAAAGAGGUAUCGAAAGGGUGCCCAGCGAUGAAAGAACAACCGCUCCUGUUUCCCAAGUCGGCACGAUGUGGCUCUCUGCAAACAUGGUCGUCUCGUCCUUCGCCAUUGGCGCUCUGGCUUACCCUGUAUUCUAUCUCGGAUAUGUCGACACUAUCUUGAUCAUCCUCUUCGUCAAUCUUCUUGGUAUAAUUCCUGUCGCUUUCUUCUCCACUUUCGGUCCUCGCUUCGGUCUAAGACAGAUGGUUUUGUCGAGAUACUUUUUCGGAUACUAUGGUGUUAAGAUAGUUGCUGUUUUGAACGUCCUCGCUUGUGUCGGCUGGAGUGCAGUAAAUGUCAUCGUUGGAGCCCA